GCGAGUUGGCUAUAACGAUCAACCAUAAGCAUAAGCACAAACGUCAGCAUAAGGAUACCCCCGCCGACCACAAAACCAACUUCACCCUCACAUCAUCUUUACAGUACCUACCACGACCACACCACCACUACCAAAAAUGUCCACCGCCCAACUAUCCCAAGCCUUCCCAUGGCUCCAAUCCCCAAUCAUCAUCAACGCCCCGAUGAGCGGCUUCGCCACCAGCUCACUCGCGAUCGCCGUGACCCGCGCCGGAGGCCUAGGAUACAUCGGCUUCCUGUCCUCCGUCCCAGAACUCGACACCCAGUUACAGAUCGCGCGACAGAAUCUCCCUUCCCCACCCAACACCGACAUCCUGCCCAUCGGCCUGGGGAUUAUCGUGGCGGUCACCGCCCCCUCGGCCGUCACCGCGCUGGUCGCAGAGUAUAAGCCCGCGGUCGUGUGGCUGUCCUUUGGUGCGCCCGCCGAUUUCGCCGCGUGGACCGAGAUGAUCCGCACCGCGUCGCCGCACACCCACGUCUGGAUCCAGAUCGGCAGCGUGAAGGCGGCGGUGGACGCGGCGCGGGCGUGCCGCCCGGACGCGCUGGUCCUCCAGGGGUCCGACGCGGGCGGUCACGGCCACGCGCGCGGCGCAAGUCUGAUCGCGCUGCUGCCGGAGGUGGCGGAUGCGCUAAGCGACGAAGUCCAGGCGGUGGGCGGGAGCGGGAUCCCGCUGAUUGCCGCGGGCGGGAUCGUGGACGGACGUGGCGCCGCGGCAGCGAUGGUGCUGGGCGCCGCGGGGGUGGUCAUGGGCACGCGGUUCCUGGCCGCGGAGGAGGCGGUCGUCCCCGCGCAGUACCGCGAGGAGCUGUUUCGGGCGUCGGACGGUGGGGAGGCCACCGCGCGGUCGCGGGUGUUUGAUGAGAUGUGGGGCCCCACUUUCUGGCCGGAGAUGUACGAUGGUCGGAGUUUGGUGAAUCGGUGGUAUGAGAAGGAGCAGCAGGGGGUCGGGAUUGAGGAGAUCCGGGCGGAGCUGCAGCGGGAUCUCGGGCGGCUGCGGGAGACGGAGGGGGCCUUUGCCGAUACGAAGAGCCUUUGGGCUGGAUCGGGGGUGGGGCUGGUGAAGAAAGUGGAAAAGGCGGCGGAGAUCGUGGAGGAGGUGAGGGAGGAUGCAAAGAAGAGAUUACAGGCAGGUGGUGCUUUGUUCUAA
Messenger RNA from Aspergillus uvarum CBS 121591, 1186 nucleotides. Its product is annotated as NAD(P)H-dependent flavin oxidoreductase. NCBI's taxonomy places the organism in Eukaryota, Fungi, Ascomycota, Eurotiomycetes, Eurotiales, Aspergillaceae. The transcript has a single exon. Gene Ontology annotation, molecular function: nitronate monooxygenase activity. The record is from RefSeq and is a predicted model, not a curated record. Bases 137 to 1186 code for a protein of 349 amino acids.